UCACUUACUCUCUUUCCUCUCCAGGUCUCCAUCUCAAACAUAGUGACUAUAAUAAUUUUGAUGAAUCAUCCGAAACAAAAUGGUACUUACAAGGAUGGGGUUAACAUGGCGGGGCCUUUAGCUUUAUGAAUGUUCGGAUUUUAAUUCUUCUUCAAACUCUGACGAUAAUUGAUUGAUUUGAUACAGUCACAAUACACUCGGAAACUGUGAUCAUUUGCGUCCCAGGAACCAGAGUCGCCCUUUAGAAAAUGAAGAUCAAAUCGAAAAUUAUCGUAGAAGGAGGAGGCAUUUGAGGUCGAAAUUGAAAUAGCAAUAAUGGUGCACAGUGCGUAUGAUUCCUUCGAGCUUCUAAGAGGGUGUCCGACAAGAAUUGAUGCAGUUGAAUCGUACGGGUCAAAGCUUCUCGUUGGCUGCUCCGAUGGGGCUCUUCGAAUAUAUGGUCCGGAUCGAUCUUCGCUGUCAGAUUAUCACGGACAAGCUCAAGAGCUGAAGAAGGAAACUUAUGCUUUGGAGAGAACUGUGAAUGGGUUUUCAAAAAGGGCUUUAUUAUCAAUGGAGGUAUUGGCAUCAAGAGAGUUGCUUUUAUCGCUCUCUGAAUCAAUUGCAUUUCAUAGACUUCCCCAUUUGGAGACGUUAGCUGUGAUUACUAAGGCAAAAGGCGCCAAUGUCUAUUCAUGGGAUGACAGAAGAGGGUUUUUGUGCUUUGCUAGGCAAAAGCGAGUCAGUAUCUUCAGGCACGAUGGGGGACGAGGAUUUGUGGAGGUAAAGGACUUUGGUGUUCCAGAUACUGUGAAGUCCAUAUCUUGGUGUGGUGAAAAUAUAUGUUUAGGGAUUAGAAAGGAAUACAUGAUAUUGAAUGCUAUUAAUGGUGCAUUGACUGAGGUAUUUUCCUCUGGGAGACUAGCCCCUCCUUUAGUGGUCUCUCUACCUUCUGGAGAGCUUCUUCUUGGAAAGGAGAACAUUGGGGUGUUUGUGGACCAAAAUGGCAAACUUCUUCAAGCAGAGAGGAUUUGUUGGUCAGAGGCUCCUUCUGUCAUUGUCAUUCAGAAGCCAUAUGCAAUAGGUCUGCUUCCAAGACGUGUUGAGAUUCGCUCUCUCCGAGUUCCAUAUCCAUUGAUACAAACCAUUGCUCUUCAAAAUGUUCGACAUCUUAUUCAAAGUAAUAAUGCAGUAAUUGUUGCAUUAGACAAUUCUGUAUAUGGGUUGUUCCCUGUUCCUCUUGGUGCACAGAUUGUACAGUUAACAGCAUCAGGAAAUUUUGAGGAAGCUUUAUCCUUGUGCAAGCUUCUUCCACCUGAAGACUCAAACCUUCGAGCAGCAAAGGAGGGAUCAAUUCAUUUAAGAUAUGCUCACUAUCUUUUUGAUAAUGGGAGCUAUGAAGAGGCUAUGGAACACUUUUUAGCGUCCCAAGUGGAUAUGACCUAUGUGCUUUCUUUGUAUCCAUCUAUUGUUUUACCCAAAACAUCCAUUCUUCUUGAACCUGAAAAGUUAAUGGAUAUUUCUUCAGAUGCCCCAUAUCUCUCAAGAGCUUCAUCCGGAGUGUCAGAUGAUAUGGAAUCCUCACUUCCACCGCAGUUAACUGAUUUUGAUGAGCAUUUUUCCCUUGAAUCAAAAAAAAUGAGCCAUAAUACUCUUAUGGCUCUUGUUAAGUUCUUGCAGAAAAAGAGAUGCAGUAUAAUUGAGAAGGCUACUGCCGAGGGAACAGAAGAAGUUGUUUUAGAUGCUGUGGGAGAUAAUUUUGGACCUUAUGACUCUAGCAGGUUUAAGAAAUCCAGCAAGGGGCGUGGUAACAUUUCCAUUAAUUCAGGUGCUCGGGAAAUGGCAGCUAUACUGGAUACGGCACUACUACAAGCUCUUCUUCUUACCGGACAGUCUUCAGCAGCUUUAGAAUUACUUAAAGGUCUCAACUACUGUGACCUAAAGAUAUGUGAGGAGAUUCUUCAGAAGCAGAAUCAUUAUACUGCUUUAUUGGAACUUUAUAAGUGCAACUCUAUGCAUCGAGAAGCUCUGAAACUUUUGCAUCAACUGGUUGAAGAGUCGGAAUCAAGCCAACUGCAAGUUGAGCUUACCUCAAAGUUCAAGCCUGAAUCUAUUAUUGAAUAUCUUAAGCCUCUCUGUGGGACAGACCCCAUGCUUGUCCUGGAGUUCUCAAUGCUUGUUCUUGAAAGCUGUCCAACGCAAACUAUUGAGCUCUUUCUUUCUGGGAAUAUUCCUGCAGACUUGGUCAAUUCUUAUCUGAAGCAGCAUGCUCCAAAUAUGCAGGGAAGAUAUCUAGAACUCAUGCUUGCAAUGAAUGAAAAUGGGAUCUCUGGAAACCUGCAGAAUGAAAUGGUACAAAUCUAUCUCUCAGAAGUACUUGAUUGGUACUCAGACCUGAGUGCUCAACAGAAAUGGGAUGAAAAGGCUUAUUCCCCAACAAGGAAGAAAUUAUUGUCUGCUUUAGAAAGUAUCUCGGGGUACAAUCCUGAGGCUUUAUUAAAACGGCUUCCAGCGGAUGCAUUAUAUGAAGAGCGAGCAAUCUUAUUGGGGAAAAUGAACCAACAUGAGCUUGCAUUAUCUCUUUAUGUUCACAAGCUUCAUGUUCCUGAAUUGUCAUUGUCCUAUUGUGACCGGGUUUAUGAGUCUGCAGCUCAUCAACCAUCUAUUAAAUCUUCUGGCAAUAUUUACCUCACUCUUCUGCAAAUUUAUCUGAAUCCUCAGAAGACAAUCAAGAACUUUGAAAAGCGAAUUACGAAUAUAGUGUCCUCUCAGAGUACAAGUAUUCCUAGAGUUAGUUCUGGAACUUCAGUUAAAGCUAAAGGAGGCCGUGGGGCGAAGAAAAUUGCUGCAAUAGAGGGUGCAGAGGAUGUGCGUUUUAGUCAUAGUGGCACUGACAGGAGUGAUGGUGAUACAGAUGAAUUUAGUGAGGAAGGAGGUUCUAUGAUUAUGCUCGAUGAGGUCCUUGACCUUUUAAGCAGAAGGUGGGACAGAAUCAAUGGAGCUCAGGCCCUCAGACUUUUACCAAAAGAAACAAAAUUGCAGAAUUUGAUUCCUUUUCUUGGACCACUUAUGAGGAAAUCCAGUGAAGCAUACCGGAAUCUCUCAGUUAUCAAGAGCCUGAGGCAGAGUGAGAACCUGCAGGUGAAAGAUGAACUUUACAACCAAAGGAAAGCAGUAGUGAAGAUAAGCAGUGAUAGUAUGUGCUCUCUUUGCAACAAGAAAAUUGGAACGAGUGUUUUCGCAGUUUAUCCCAAUGGGAAAUCGCUUGUUCACUUUGUUUGCUUUAGGGACUCUCAGAGUAUGAAAGCUGUGGCUAAAGGCUCACCUCUAAGAAAAAGAUGAUUCAGUAGUCAACUGUUCUCCCACCUACUUUUGAUUGAGAAGGUCAAGUUUUUCUUUGCACGCAGCUUACUGUGAUUACGACACUUGUCUGUAUUCCCAAAUGUUUUCGUAAUAGGAUCGGUGGUUUCAUUUUUGGCAGAGAAUGAUGUUUUACUGGUUUGUAGAUAGUAGUGAUGCAUGUAGAUCGCAAUGCAUUCCAUUGAGUUGUGGGAUUCAUUUUGCUUCUACUGUUUAUAUAAUGAGGGUGUUUUCAGUGUCCCAGUCUGAUACAACAGUUUGAUUUUUUGUUGUAUGUUAGUGAAAUAUUUUCUUUAGCGAUGGUGAUGGAA
This is a messenger RNA of Jatropha curcas, 3650 nucleotides long. RefSeq names its product Vacuolar sorting protein 39. NCBI's taxonomy places the organism in Eukaryota, Viridiplantae, Streptophyta, Magnoliopsida, Malpighiales, Euphorbiaceae. Gene Ontology annotation, cellular component: cytoplasm; membrane. The record is from RefSeq and is a predicted model, not a curated record. Gene Ontology annotation, biological process: vesicle-mediated transport; endosomal vesicle fusion; autophagy.